CAUCUUGCGGGCACAGGGGGUGCGGCACACAAAGACCCCCCCCAAAAAAAAACCAAGCCAGCCCCCCGGCGCGGUGCUGGGGGGGUCACCGAGCCCCCCUCGGGCCGCCCAGGGACCCCCCGGUGGUCCCCGAGGAGCCGCAGAGCCGCCGGUCCCGGAUUGAGCAGCGACAGCGUCGGGAGCAGCAGGUGCCCCCAUGGCGUCGUUCCGCAUCCGGCAGUACCAGGAGCAGGACUACGAGGCCGUGCGGGCGCUGUUCGCCCGCGGCAUCCUGGAGCACGCGCCGGCCGCCUUCCGGCACGUGCUGCGGGCGGCGCGGGUGCGCCUGGCGCUGCUGGCCGUCUUCGUGGCGGCGAGGGCGGCCGCGGGCUCCUGGCCGCUGGGGCUGGGCGCGGUGGCGCUGGCGCUGGUGCUGCUCUGGGUGCUGGUGCGCUCGCUGGGCACCGAGUACGUGCGCGAGGCGCUGGGCACCGACCUGUGCGACGUGCCCGGCGCCUACCUGCGCCCGCCCGACUGCCGCCUCUGGGUGGCCGAGGAGGGCGGCGCCGUGGCGGGCAUGGUGGCGGCGGUGCCCGCGGGCCGCGGCGAGCUGGAGCUGAAGAGGCUGUCGGUGAGCCGGGAGCGGCGGGGCCGCGGGUUGGCGCGGGCGCUGUGCCGGGAGGUGCUGGCGUUCGCCCGCGCCCGCGGCUACGGCGCCGUGGUGCUCAGCACCUCCAUGGUGCAGGUGGCGGCGCAGCGGCUCUACGAGGGGCAGGGCUUCCGCAGGGUGGGCACCUCGUACCCCUCGCUGCUGGGCACCUUGCUGAACUUCCAGAUCUUUCACUACCGCUGUGACUUGGGGGAUGGCACGAAGUAGGGCCCGGGUGGCGCGGUGCCGGGAUGGAGGGGCCGGCGUGGCACCCCGAACCUGGCACGCGAGGCACCGCCAUGGCACCCCAGCUCCAGCCCUGGUGUGGCGAGCCCGGGACAUGAGGCGUUGCCGUGGCACUGCCGUGGCACCCGAAUCCUGGCACCGCCGCUGCCCGCGAACCCUGGCACCGCUAUGGCACCCCACACCCGGCCCCGGGACGCAACCCCAACACUCCCACCCCAAUCCUGGCACAGCAGCGCCAGCACAGCACCGCAAUCCCAGGACACGAAGCACCACCGCGGCACCCCAGCCUGGCACUGCCUUGGCACGGUGACACCGGGACGUGUGGCACUCGCUGCCUUGGCACCCCGGGAUCCAGCACAGCACUCCAACCCUGGCACUGAACCAUGGCACCCCGAUCCCCACCCCGGCACAGGGGGCACCCACGUGGCCCUUCCUGGAUUUCCAGCAGCAGGAAAUAAAGAGAGACCUGUGGGAA
This is a messenger RNA of Passer montanus (Eurasian tree sparrow), 1349 nucleotides long. It is a transcript of the gene NAT8, whose product is annotated as N-acetyltransferase 8 (putative). The record is from RefSeq and is a predicted model, not a curated record. NCBI's taxonomy places the organism in Eukaryota, Metazoa, Chordata, Aves, Passeriformes, Passeridae. Gene Ontology annotation, molecular function: N-acetyltransferase activity. The coding region runs from base 197 to 856 and encodes 219 amino acids. The transcript has 2 exons.